Molecule: messenger RNA, 1884 nt
Organism: Aspergillus fischeri NRRL 181
Lineage: Eukaryota; Fungi; Ascomycota; Eurotiomycetes; Eurotiales; Aspergillaceae
Exons: 1
Coding region: 1-1884 (627 amino acids)
Source: RefSeq, a predicted model, not a curated record
AUGACAGAGAAGCGAAGCCGUAGGGCUUCUCUGUUGGGAUCCCUUCAAGUCCUUCGAAGCAAGACUCGCGGUGAAAAGCACACUUAUCAGCGACUGGGCAGCGAGAGAGACAGCGGUCCAAAGGACAAUGGCAAAGCUGGACGCGUUCUCUCAUUUGGCUCAUUCAUUCCUAUCAAGAAUGAAAGCUCAAUCCUGAACUCGCUCAGAGGAAAGGGUCGCGACUCUCAGAUACACGAAGCAUGGGAUUCUCAUCGUCAAGUCUCAAUGCCCCUACCUACCAAGUCAUCCUCAUUUGGCUCUGAAGAUUCGAACGAAACAACAGCCAGCAAUGGGAAAUCUUACAGAAAGAUCAAGAUAUCGAUCCGCCGUUUGACAGCAAGAGCUAGUCCUUUUUCCUCUCCACCAAGCAGUCAGACGUCUUCGAGAUCCACCAGUUUCACCGGCUCAACUUUGACCUCAUCGUCCAAACACAAGUAUUCAAAGAUUCCAGUCCGCACUGAACAUCCGUUCAAUGGUAUUUACUCUCGCGAAGCGUUUCAAAAAGAAGGUAAACGGAGCGUGCUGUCAUCACUGAGCAGGCGUUACAUCAAUCUCAGACGGAACGUGAGCAAGGAUGAAACCAAGUCUAUCUCAAAUAUUGGAAAGAAAGAAACAGAAGAUGGAGAGCUUGAUAUUCCUACUCCUCCUCGGCUGGUCAAAAUAGCUCAAACCGUUCGAUAUGUCCGACCUACCGAACCUGUGCGAGUUUGCCGAAUCAGUAGACCUGUCCAGGCAGUGCAAGUUACCCAAUCUACUCAGCCUACCCAGCCCGUUGUGCCUAUUGAGCUUGCCAAAUCUGCCGAGAAUGUCCAAGCGACUGCUGAAACUGCUUCAGUCUGUCAAAAAUGUCUGGAACAUAAAUCCAAGCAAACCGAGAUGGUCGAGCAGCGCUCUGAGAUUGCGUUGGACUCAUCAUCGAAGAAACUUCGUUCGUCAAUCCCACAAACUAGUUCCUCUUCAUCUUCAAAGGCUGCAUUGAUCCAAUUGGCUUCUCCACGCAGUUCUAUACCGGUUCCUGCUAAAGUCAGAUCUCCUGCAAAGCCAUGCGCUCCUGCCUUACAAGGUGGAAGAAAGGCGCCAGAGGAGCAAGGAAUAAACAAGAAUGCAAGAGGCAGCGCCAUCCCUGUUCCAAACAAUGCCACUGGCCUGAAUGUCAAGAAAGUACGAUUCAGCGAACCUCUUCCACCAAGGCAGCAGACCUUCACUCACCGUCAGUUGUCCGACAACCAGCCCGCCUUCAUAUACAAGAUAACGAAUCGCACCUUAAGAAGCACGAGCGACAUGCAGCCGAAGAAGCUGCGGAUGAGCAGAGGGUUCGCCAACCUGAAGGCCCUUCAGAUUGAAGAAGAGGUCAUUUCACAGCUAGCAUCCGAUGACGACCAAGAGCAGAGCGUUUCCAAACCAAGCCAACAGUCCGAGCAAACUGCAAAUGUGCCAACUACCAGAAACAAGGAUCGCACUCAGAGAAUGGUACUGCCCAGCGAUGAUAAUCACACCAGCAGAAUCCCAGGCAACAAGCAGAGAACGCUGACCACGACUACUCCUGCUGGCUUCCAGGUAUCCGAGGCACAGCCUCGUCAGUAUUGGCUUGGCCGUUUCAUGACCCUCACCAACGCGUUCCACUACGAAGAUUCUUUCAACGAGCCCGAUAUCGCCACUGGAUUUGGCAUGCUGUCGAGCUACUCCCGGCCUCUGGGUCACCCCGAUGCGAACCUUGCGAACUAUCGUGUCAAGCGUGCCUUCAUGGUUCUUGAGAAUGUCUGCGUGACGGAGGAGGCGUCUGCUAGUCUGAGAGAGUUCAGAGACGAGUAUAUUGCUAUUCAUGGAGAUCGUUGGAUGUUGUGA